CAUUUUUCUUUCUCUCUCCAAAAUCACUCCUCUUCCUCCGUUUGUUUCCUGGGAAAAUCUCUGUCGUUUGGUCUUUCUGAGCUUAUUGCUGCAAAAUUUUCUUUUUGUUUUCUUCUUUCGAUCAGUUCAGUUGAAGAUAUACUGAAAAUGGAGACGGUGAAAGCGAGACGACCGCACUUCGUUGAUGUCUUCUCCUCUAGUUCAAGCUUAAAACGCCUGAAAAUUCCAGUUGGGUUUGCCAAACACUUGGAGAGCAGAACCUCUGGCUCAGUUUCACUUAUUGGUCCUAGUGGGAACACUUGGCACAUUGACUUGAUUGAGGAAAAUGGUGGAUUAUUCUUUGAUUGCGGGUGGGAGGUGUUUGUGAGAGAUCAUCACUUAGAAUGUGGUGACAUUUUGGUUUUUGGAUAUGAUGGUGAGUUGUGUUUCACUGUCCAAGUGUUUGAUCUAAGUUCAUGUGAGAAAGACGCUGCAUUUCAUUCCAAGUGCAGUCAGGAUCCUAGCUUAUCUGGCAACAAUGCGGGGAUUAAGAGAGAAAGGCAGGUAGGGGCUGCUUCAUCAAAUCAAGAUUCUCAAAGUGUAGCUAAGAAAAUUAGAGGUGGCUCUUCUGAGUCCAGUUCCAGUUGCAUAAACAAGAAUCGGGAAGCUGAGGUUGAUGUUGAUGUGUCUGGUACAGUAUUGCGUGUUCUCCCUUUGCAGUCUUUCAGUGUUGCACAUAAAGAGGAUGACUUGAAUCUGCAUGACAGUGGCAGUCUUUCUAUGUUAGAAGAAUAUGAAGAGAAAAAAAUUGCUCAAUCUUUUACUUCUUCCUUUCCAUUUUUCGUAAGAACCAUGAAAAGAUUCAAUGUUGGUGGUUCAUAUACUCUGAAUAUUCCAUAUAAAUUUGCCACAGAACAUUUUCCAAAUUGCAAGACUGAGAUUGUGCUUCGAAACCUGAAAGGAGCAUAUUGGACUGUUAAUUCUGUGCCAACAACAAGGGUACAUACAAGUCAUACUUUCUGUGGAGGAUGGUUGGCUUUUGUUCGCAGUAAUGACAUCAAAUUUGGAGACAUUUGUAUAUUUGAACUUGUGCAAAAAUGUGAAUUGCGUGUACACAUUCUUCGGGUUGGAAAGGAAGACCUGGACAGGCAAAGUGGAAAAGCAGAUUCCAGUGGGUUAAAUGUUGGGUCAGCUGUCACUUCACAGAAAAUGUUUAAGAAUAUGCCAAACAAAUUGGGAAAGAACUCUUCAAAGAUCCAGUCAAAGUACAUGAAAAAGCUUCAAAUGGGUGAUAAUAAAGGGUCUAAGAUGCUUGACGAGAAGAAAUAUGGUACUGCCUCGAAGAAAUCUGCCAGCCUUGCACUCUGCUCUUUGUCGAGGAGAGGCAAUGAAAGGCCAGGUAUAGAGUUCUAACUUUCCCCUCUCUUAUGAUUUCAAGUCAAUAAUCUUCAUAUUAGUAGAAAUGCCAGCACUACUUUUGACUAUGAGUAAUUUUUGUAUUUUGGUGGAGGAAAAGCUUGGUGCAACACCAAGCUUCCUAGGGUACUUUAUUGAUGCCUUAAGGUGUAUUUUAAAUAACUUGUGUAUAUUUUCUCUGUGUCUAUGGUGGUUCACAUUCUUCUUUCCAUCCUUGGAGUAUCUACAUUGUGGAUAGAACUUAUUUACAGCGGUUGUUACUUGAAUUUGCCGGUAAAACAGAGGAAGGCAGUGGUGGUUUGAGAAUGAUGUUAGCACUUGAUGAAGAAAAAGCAGCUCAAUCUUUUGCUUCUAGCUUUCCACAUUUUGUGAGGAUCAUGAAGAAGUUCAACAUCAGUGGUUCCUAUACUCUAAAAAUUCCAUACAAGUUCUCCAUGGCGCAUCUUCCUGACUGCAAAACAGAGAUUGUCCUACGCAAUUUGCUGGGGGGAUGCUGGACGGUGAAUUCAGUUCCAGACUCAAAAGGACGAAAUGUACAUACAUUUUGUGGAGGGUGGAUGUCCUUUGUUCGUGAUAAUAACGUCAAGAUGGGGGAUAUCUGCAUAUUUGAACUUGUUAGCAAGAGUGAAAUGCGUGUGCAUAUGUCUGGGGUUGGAAGAGAUGUGCUGGACUAACAACGUGCUUUGUUGUGAGAAGUUUAAAGUUCAACCUUAACACAUACUGUGGGUUUACCUACAUGUGUACAUACUAGAUACUUGAAGAAAAGGCUGCUAGUUUCUUGAAGGAAACCUGUUUGUUGAUCCGUGCAGUAGGGAGGAUCCAAUGACGAAGGCCAUUUGCUUAUGCAAAAUUUUGGGGAACGUAGUUUUGUGGUGGCAUCUACAAAACAUAUAACGGGUAGGUGUUAUUUCGGGUAGCAUUAACUCUAUUUCAUGAAGGAGAUAAGUAUGUUAAUCCCCUCAAACCUGAACUGAGGGACCUUCUAACCCGUUGUCAACUUGUAAAUCCAUUAAUGUAACUUUCUUCUUUUCAUUCUGUAUGUAUAAAUUGUGCUAGAACUAGUUAAAAUGUGCAGGGAAGUACUGAUAAAAGUUUGGACAAACGGCUAAGACCGACUCAUGAGU
Messenger RNA from Rubroshorea leprosula, 2519 nucleotides. The record is from the annotation of a GenBank genome assembly. NCBI's taxonomy places the organism in Eukaryota, Viridiplantae, Streptophyta, Magnoliopsida, Malvales, Dipterocarpaceae.